UUCGAUCUUAAAACUUAGAUACUAAGAACAAGCUAGCCUUUUGAAUAAUUUUCAAAAAUUAGACAAAUACUAUAAUGAGGCAUAUAAUUAUAGCUUUGGCAUUUGGAUAUCUGACGAACCUGUUGAUAUAUGGUUUGCCCGAUGAAAUACCCGAAUCACACAUGUCCGAAAGUAUUAAUGCCGUCUUGCUCAAGUGUCCCCUGGACCCUAAGAACAUGUCCUGUGAGGUGCAGAUUAUUAUUAGUAUACACAUGAAUCCCAGCUUCGAUGUGGAUAAUAUGGAUAAGUUUUGGGUACUAGACGAAGUGUACGAUCCCACAAAAAGAGCGAAUAUGAAAAUAAUAUCUCCCUAUUUGAUAAUGGUUUCCAGGGGCGAGCCCAUUGUAAUGUAUCCUCUUCAGUAUCUUAAAUCUGUGAAUCAGGAAGAUUUUAAAAUGGAUCUCCCAGAGGAGAAAGGGACAACAGAACUUCCACAAGCUACAGACGAGGAGGAUCAGUUGCCCGAAAGUGAUUUUAGAAAAAGCAAUGGUGGCGACUAUGAAAAUGAUUUCGAUGAAGUCGAUGAUAACCGAGUUUAUGAAAAUAACUUGAUGGGUCAAUCAGAUAUGGAAAGCCUUGAAAGUAUUGCAAAUCGUCAUAUAAAUGAAAACCUUAACAACCAUGCAAUUGGUUACAAAAAAUAUUACAAGAUACCCCAUCUGAGCACUGAGUCCAAAUAUAAUGUUCAAGAUCAAUAUCAUCAAUAUCUUGACUAUUCUCCGGACAUUAUGAGGCAUCCCAAAUCAUAUUAUCAAAAACCAAAAUUCCAUAGAUUUUCGCCAAUGCGACGCGUAGGAAAUAACCCAAGAAUAAAACGUGCUGUUUUGAAUCCUGAUAAUAUAGAAGAAAUACAUUCAUCUCAAUUGGCCGAAAAACGAGUUGAUGACGCCCUAAAAAUGUAUAAUUUAAAAAACUUUGAAAUUAACGAUGAAGUUUCCUGUGAUUCAUGUGGUGGCAAAAAUAAAGAAACAACGGAAAAUCCUGAUCCAAGUUUCUGCGCUCCUCUACUGCCGACUGAGAGUAAGGAUAGCAAAAAUGAUGAAUUUUCUUUAAAAAUCAACGAUGAAAUCCCUUGUGAUACUUGUGGUGGAAAAAAUAAAAAACCCGAGGGAAAACCUUUACCUAGUGGCAAGGAAUCCGAAAAAGUUGAAGACUUACAUCCGAAAACUGAAGACGACAAAAAUGAGGAGCUGGAAAAGAAAUCAAUCUCAAAAAUGUUAUUCCCUCCUGAUUUUUAUGAAAUUAAAGUUGACAAGAAUACGGAAAUAUCUUUGUCUAACGAACAUAAUAUCCAUAAUUUAAGUAAAAUACAUUUGGAUGAAAUCGCAAGUGAUUUUUAUUUAAGUUCAAGUGAAAAGCCAGACUUUAAAUUUCCGUCUGGAUUCAUGCCAUUGGAUUUACACUCAAUCGAUGAAAGUUCUUGCGAUACUUGUGGAGGAAAAAAUAAGAAACCAGGUGGUAAGACUUUACCUGGGGGUCUGGAUACUGAUAAGAUUCAGGACUUCCAUAUAAAGUACGAUGAAAGUUCCUGCGACACGUGUGGAGGUAAAAACAAACAGCCCAGUGAAAAACCUUUUCCGGGUAGUUUAGAUUUUCCAAAUGAUUUCCAUCUUCCCUUUGAUAUAUAUGGAGACCACUAUAAAAACCUUGGUGAUGAUUUUUUGCCAGAUGUUGAUAAAAUCAGUUUAGAAGUUAGCAAUGAAGCAUCUUGUGAUACCUGUGGAGGAAAAAACAAGAAACCCGAUCCGAAGCCUUUGCCAGGUUCCCUGGAAGCAGAAAAAAUGCAAAACUUUCAUCUGAAGCUUGAUGAAGAGAUACCCUGUGACACGUGUGGUGGAAAAAAUAAAAAGCCUGGUGGAAAACCUGGAGGUCCCAAAUCAGAACAUCUUUUGGAAAGCAAUGAUGAACUUGUGAUACCUUGCGAAAAAUUGCCCGUUUUAACAACAAAGCUUAGAAUAUUUCGAAGGCGACGCAACACCUGGUGGCGUAUUGUCCCAAUUAUAACUCUCAAUAGCAUGAAUGGUAUAUAUGCUAACGAAAAUAUAUCAGUGGUAUUUACUUCUCACGUGGAUAUACUUCGCAUGGAAAAAUCAAUGGGUUUACUUAACAGCAAACUUGCUAUUCCAAAAAAAGAAAAUCCUGGAUCCGUCUAUACCUUAAAAGAAUAUCAGGACAAUGUUAGAGACAGUGUCCUGCUCGACGACACAGACAAAGAUAUAUCUAUUCGAGAUAUAACAAGUUCCCUGAUAUCCAAACUAGAAAAAUUAAAAAACGAAGGAGUUAAAAAAAUCGAGGGCUUAGGAAAACUUCCAUCUUUUAUAAAUACUUUGGUGAAAUGUCCCCACAAAGACAAGGAUCUUUGCUUGAAUGUUCGCGACGGAAAAGUACCAGAAUUUAGCAUAAAAAUCAAAAUACCCUUUCGAGAGAAUGCUUUUCUUGUUCGAGACAAAAAUUUGGUUAAAAUAGCAAGAAUCGUUACCGAUGCCACCACAAAAGAUGCUCUUCAAAUUUCAGUUGAUGUUAUUAACAAAGGAAUGAAAAGCGAAAAGUUUAGAAUAUUCAUUUGUAAUUGCGAACAAUCCUUUGGGUUGUCGACUACCUCGAGUACCACAAAAUUACUUCUGCCUCACGUUGGAAAAACUGUCACUUUUUUGUUGCCAUUUAUUCGAAGCUUGAAGAAAAAAGGCAAAUUUCGUUGCGAUGUGGUUGUUAAGGCCGCAACCGGCAGCCAAAAUGACGAUUUGAAAGUUGGGGUUGUGGCCAAAAGGUCAAUGGAUAUACAAUUCCAUUCAAGGUGUUUCUGUGUCUGGCGAUGUCAAUGCCACUGCAUGGGCGCAUUAGAAACCUAUAUUAAUUACAAUGUCUGUGAGAAAAUGAGCCAUAAAGCUCAGGAUGAGGCUGGACUUUUAUAUAACUGCCCGCCCGGAAAUGAAAAACAUGAUAUUUGUAUAACUGAUUUGGAAGAAGACAAAAAUGAUGAGAAACCACGUAACUUCAUUCGUAUAUUUUUAAACGUUGUUUUAUUUUUAUUAUGGUUACUCCUAUUUUUGGGUCUUUUAAAAGCAAUUCUAGGCCUUUGUAUUAAACCCAUAGCUCGCUAUGGGUUCGACACCCUUCAACCUGGAAGAAACUUUGAGUGCACAUCGAAAAAACGCAUAUUUUUAAUCAAUCUUUUCUUUUUUAUAAUCUUUUUGUUUGCAUUUUGGUGUAAAUGUUUUCAACCAAGAGCUGAAGAUCUUUUGGUUGCCAGCACCGAAUGGAUGUGUAAAGCCAAUAGCGGUAGUUCUGAAAAAGAACAAUGCGAUGGACAAGCUAGGCUUAUUGGAGGUUACGAUAAUAAUUCUAACGAUCGUUUCUUACAAGCCUUUGGGCCUCUACAUGAAAACGGGUUGUUUGCUGAUGAAAAGCCAGAGGAUGAAGAAAGUACAUUAUUUAUUAUGGAAGUAUUAAAGGAAAGCAAGUCCUCACUAAGCAAAAUGAUGAGUCAAUCUGCGUCCUACAGACAAAUGAUUGAGGAAAGGACAGACGACACCGUCGUAGUAAGAGAAGCCGAAGAAUUAGUAGAUACCCUAAGAAAUGCCCAUGUUGUUUACAGGAUCUUAAGUUUACCAAUGGGCGGGAACACUGACCCUUUAUCGGAAUCUAAAUAUUGUGUGAAGGGCUACUUUUUGCCAUCAAUCAAUUCCACAUAUGAGUUCCUGAGCUGCCAUCCAUAUGGUCAGACCGUGGGGGUCCCUGGAGAGAAUGAAGUCGAGGAAGAGGAAAUAUCCAAUUUCUUUCACACAGAUGAAUUCUCCAAAAUAUACGCUAAUAAAAUGGAGGUUUACGAAGCAGGUGACCUCUUUGCAGUUUGUCCCGAUGACGUUCAAUGCAUAAAUAUGAACAGACAGACUUAUUUAGAAAACUCGUUUGUCAAGCUCUCCACUCAACAAUCGCAAUUGAAAACCAAUAGAUAUGAAUAAGCAAAUAUAUUUUGUAUUAAUCAUUUAUAAUAAAUACACAAGCUAUUUAAAAAUAAAUACAAUUUAAAACUGAUCAUUUUCAACACAG
This is a messenger RNA of Drosophila bipectinata, 4089 nucleotides long. Lineage: Eukaryota; Metazoa; Arthropoda; Insecta; Diptera; Drosophilidae. The record is from RefSeq and is a predicted model, not a curated record.